AUGGAAGAGAUAGAUAUUAGGUUUAGAAUAAUUAUAGAACUCUGUUUGAACUCCUUGAAAAAUAUAUUUAUCUGUAUUUUAUGUUUAAUAUCAUAUUAUUANUUUGAAGGGUUUGGAACUUUAUACAAAAGACAAAGGUUACGUACAUUUAUGCCAACAGGUAGGAGCAUGGAUCAACUUCCCUGUUAUUGGAAUUGCAAAAUAUCGAUACCUGAAUUGUUCGCCAUGUUUAGCUUAUUGCGUAUCUUAUCCCUCUCUCAUUGUUCUGACCUUAAAGAGGUACCUGACUGUGUCGGCAAUCUUAAGUAUCUUCGUUCGUUAGACCUCUCUCGUACUGCCAUAAAAAAGUUAUCUGAAAGCAUAUGUUCACUUUCCCGCUUGCAAAUACUGAAGUUGAAUUAUUGUAGCGAUUUGGUGGAGUUGCCCUCAAAUUUGAAUUCACUCACCUCUUUGUGUCGCCUUGAAUUUAUAAAGACUAAAGUGAUAAAGGUGCCAGAUUUGAAAAAUUUGAAGAAUCUUAAAGUAAAGAUGAGUUCCUUUAACGUUGGCUGUAGUAGCGAGUUGGGUAUUCAACGGUUAGGAGAGCUAAACAACCUUCAUGAAAGCCUAUCAAUUGACGAGUUGGAGAAAAUUGAGAAACCCCGGGAUGCAUCAGAAGCAAAUUUGAAGAAUAAUACACACCUUGUGAAGCUAGAGUUGAAAUGGAAUUCAAGGAGGAAAGAUAACCCUAUUGAUUCAAAAAAAGAAGAGGAUGUAAUUGACAAAUUGCAACCUUCCAAAAACUUAAAGGAGUUAUCAAUCGUUAGCUAUGGAGGCACACAAUUUCCAGAUUGGUUACUAGAAGAUUCAUCGUGGGAGAUGGUGUCCUUAGCCUUUAAGGAAUGUAAGUCUUGCCAACGUUUACCUCCACUUGGACUUUGGAAAGAUCUAAAGGACUUGAAGAUUGGAGGACUUGAUGGGAUAGUGAGUAUUGAUGCUGAUUUUUAUGGGAACAACUCUUCUUCCUUUAAUUCCCUUGAAAAUUUAGAGAUCUCUAAUAUGAAACAAUUGGAAAAAUGGGAAUGUAAAGCUGUGAAAGGUGCUUUUCCAAGUCUGAAACGUCUUUCAAUAAGUAAUUGUCCCAAGCUGAAAGGAGAUCUGCCAGAGCAACUUGUUCCUUUAAAUGAUCUAAAGAUUUCUCAUUGUGAUCAAGCUUUAACUGUUACUGCUCUAAAAGUGCGAUGGCCUACAAUGAAACGUCUAAAAAUAGACGGGGACUACUUGGAAGCAUCAAUGGUGAAAAUUGUUUGGCACUUCACUUCUCUUGAAGUCUUAGACAUUAAUUCACACUCGAAGACAAACAGUGAUGAAUCUGUCUCUCCGUGGACCUUUCCUCUACAUUUCUUCCCAACAUUAAGUGCGCUUAAUCUCAGAGGGUUUCUUAAUCUGCAGAUGAUCUCACAGGAUGACCGUCAUAAUCAUCUCAAGUAUCUGACAAUCGAAAAGUGCCCAAAAUUUGAAUCAUUGCCUGAAAGCAUGCAUACAUUGCUUCCAUCUCUCAUGAGGCUAAGCAUAUAUGAUUGUAAAAAACUUGAGUCGUUCCCUCACGGAGGUUUGCCAUCAAAUCUAAAUUUCGUGAAACUCCAGAAUUGCUGCUCCACACUUAUUGGCUCAUUGAAAGGAGCUUUGCGAGCCAAUACCCUGAAAAGCUUGUGGAUUGGAAUCGUGGAUGCAGAAUGUUUUCCUGAUGAAGGUUUGCUUCCCCUCUCUCUUACUUCUCUAUGCAUCUAUUGUUUUGAAAAUCUAAAAAAAUUGGACUACGAGGGUCUUCGUCAACUCUCAUCUCUCGAAAAACUGAGUCUUCGUGAUUGCCCCAAUCUCGAAAGCUUACCGGAGGAGGGCCUUCCCGAAUCAAUUUCACAAUUUUCAAUUUCGGGUAACUGCCCUUUACUCAAACAUCGUUGUCAGAAAGAAGUAGGGGAAGACUGGGAAAAGAUUUCACAAAUCCAAAACCUGGAUGUGGAAUGAUAUUUGGCUGAAUGUAUGUGCACUGAGUUAUCUACAAUUCGAUCAAACAUUUCACUCUUGAAAUUCGUUUCCCAAAGUCCUACUAUAAAUUACCAUGACAUUGCUGACUAGUUUUUGAUAUAUUGUUUGAUAAUUCG
Molecule: messenger RNA, 2144 nt
Organism: Vigna umbellata (rice bean)
Lineage: Eukaryota; Viridiplantae; Streptophyta; Magnoliopsida; Fabales; Fabaceae
Source: RefSeq, a predicted model, not a curated record